Botrytis fragariae is the source of this 483-nucleotide messenger RNA. RefSeq lists its product as uncharacterized. The record is from RefSeq and is a predicted model, not a curated record. The transcript is spliced from 2 exons. Bases 1 to 483 code for a protein of 160 amino acids. NCBI's taxonomy places the organism in Eukaryota, Fungi, Ascomycota, Leotiomycetes, Helotiales, Sclerotiniaceae.
AUGCCUCAACUUCAUCGACCUGCUCCACGCCCUCUACCACCUCUACCACCUCCCCCACCUCCACCCUCUCAAUCCUCUCAACCGCCUCGGCCUCUCCGACCUCCUCAAUCCCUACCUCCUCCUCCUCCUCCUCCUCCUCCUCCUCCUCGUCGCCCUGCUCCAUCUCUGCCUUGUAACAACAAUCCUCCACCUAGAACUCAAUCCGAACACAUUCCACCACCACCACCACCUUUAGCAAUUGUUGCAAAGCACAAUGAAAACAAGAACACAUCAAAGAACGAUCAACCAGCCGCACCAAGAAACUCCCCAUCUAAACACACAGACAAAAAGUUUCUUUCGAGAACUUCUAGCAUCAAAGCAUCUGGAAAAGCUCGAGUGAAGGAUUGUAUUCAAGUAGGGGCCGCUGUUGGGAAAGCUGGAGCCGAUGUUCGAAGAGUGGUAUGGAAUAUAGUGACAAUUGCCGCUCUCGCAAUUGCAGACUAG